AUGGCAGAGGAGUUUCAGGCCGGGAUUUGCGGCGAAAACUGGUGGAUGAAUUCGUCGAAAAACGUGUUUAUGGGCGGCUUAUCACCAUGUUCUACGGUGAGCAUCAGUACUAGUGAUCAUAUGGGGAGUUAUGGGUCAUGGGCCACGGCUGAUAUGGCAGACUUGAAGGGAAGGUCAAUAUCAUGCAAGGGGUCUAAUAAUAUGAUCACUACCUCAGCGUCUGAUACCUCUAUACCCUUUCUAAAUUCUCAAAAGACUCAACAGGCUGAUUCAGAUAGUGGCGGUAGCAGUAUUUUGAUUGAUUCCACCUUGCAAAUGAUGGGGUUCGGGCUUUCGUCGUCGUCUUCGUCGUCGUCGGAUUGGAACCAAGCUUUACUUCCUGGGAAUGGAAGAACUGAGAGUUACAAUUCCAUGCUGCAAGAGGAUAUGAAUUCAGGAGGAUUAAACUCUUCUCAAAUCCAAAAAGAAUGGAGUCCAAAGAACUAUACAAGCUCUGCUGAAGAUUUUUCCUUGGAUCAACAAAGGCUAAAUCCGGUUGACAGUUCCGGCAAUUCGCCACCAACUUGCCAGGGAUUUUCUACAGGUUUUUCAAUGGAGCCAUCAGCAACUAAUUAUGGCUACCCUUCAACAUUGAUACAAAGUUUAUUUGAAUCUGGUCAUCCUCAACAACAACAAGUACAGCCUCUUUUCAACCACCGGUCCAUGAAUUACUUGUCGCCGACAGCUCCAAAUUAUGGGACCAACAUGAAUGAAUUGUCAUCUCCUUCCUGGCCUAAAGUGUCUCCCAUGAUAAAAUCUUCUUUGCCAAAGCAACAGCCUAGCCGUAUGCACUUCACUAACAACACACCCUAUUGGAAUGCCUCACCAACAGGAGUAAACGAUAUUAGAGCAAGCUUUUUACCUUCAUCACAAUCUCAAUUUCUUCUGCCAACUUUUGAAGAGACACCCAACUACCCCAACCUCUCUACAAAGCCUAGCAAAGAAGAAGUUCGGGAGUCGGUGUCGGUAGUUAAGAAAGGAAGCGAACCAGCAUUCAAAAGGCCUAGAAUUGAAACACCAUCUCCAUUACCAACUUUCAAGGUCCGGAAAGAGAAGUUAGGGGACCGAAUAACUGCCCUCCAGCAAUUGGUUUCACCUUUCGGAAAGACUGAUACUGCAUCGGUUCUCCAUGAAGCUAUUGGGUACAUCAAGUUCCUUCAUGAUCAAGUCAGUGUUUUAAGUACUACAUACAUGAAAAAUGGCAACCCCAUUCAACAUCAACAGGUCCUAGCUGACAAAUUGAAUGACCUAGAAGGGCCAAAACAAGAUCUAAGAAGCCGAGGACUAUGUCUUGUGCCUAUCUCCAGCACAUUUCCUGUUGCUAAUGAGACCACAGCUGAUUUCUGGACACCAACAUUUGGUGGUACUUUCAGGUAG
Molecule: messenger RNA, 1416 nt
Organism: Dovyalis caffra
Lineage: Eukaryota; Viridiplantae; Streptophyta; Magnoliopsida; Malpighiales; Salicaceae
Source: the annotation of a GenBank genome assembly